This is a messenger RNA of Acanthochromis polyacanthus (spiny chromis), 2788 nucleotides long. It is a transcript of the gene capslb, whose product is annotated as calcyphosine-like b. Bases 1885 to 2529 code for a protein of 214 amino acids. Gene Ontology annotation, molecular function: calcium ion binding. The record is from RefSeq and is a predicted model, not a curated record. The transcript is spliced from 5 exons. NCBI's taxonomy places the organism in Eukaryota, Metazoa, Chordata, Actinopteri, Pomacentridae.
GCAAGGAAAACACAACACACAUUUGGAUACAUGCAUGACAGGAUAUGUGACACAGACAAAGUAUAAGCUAACAUUGAAAACUGACUCAUAGUUUACUCUGAUGAUGUACGGCUCUGACAUUAAACAUACUCCAUAGAUAGCUAGCAGUAAAAUUCAAACAGUAUGUAAGUUAGCAUAACAGUAUAGUGAAGGCGAUGCAGAGUUGACUGGUGGAAAAAAGGGAGUUGGAAGCAGAGGGCUGGAGGAAGGUCAGCAGCAGCAUCCCACAGUGGACAUGAUGGAGACUGGACCAGCUGGUGGAACAUCAACCACAGAUCUGAAGCAUCCAGCUCUGGGACCAGGGACACUCAGAGAAAUAGCACAGGGGGAAACAGAGUGAAUGUACUGCAAUAACGGUAUACAUAUUAAAUGUAAAGGUAGAUAGAGAAGGGCUCAGUGCGUCAAGAGAAGUCCCCCAGCAGCCUAGGCCUAUAGCAGCAUGACUAGAGGCAGAACGAAGGGACGUCCAAGAGGGAGUCAGCUGUGCAAUGAAGACACAAGCCGAACCCCUGUGGGUCACCCAGUCAGCCCCAACUAUAAGAUUUGUCAAAAAGGAACGUUUUAAGCCUGGUCUUAAAAAUAGAGAGGGUAUCUGCCUCCCGAACCCAAACUGGGAGCAGGUUCCACAGGAGAGGAGCUGAUAACUGAAGGCUCUGCCUCCCAUUCUACUUUUAGAAAUUCUAGGAACAACAACUAAGCCUGCAGCUUGAGAGCGAAGAGUUCUACUAGGAUAAUAAGGUACUAUCAGAUCUUUAAGAUAUGAUGGAGAUUGGUUAUUAAGAGCUUUAUAUGUCAGAAGAAGGAUUUUAAAUUCUAUCCUGGAUUUAACAGGAUUUACAGCAUUUUUGUAAUCUGAUACCAGAGAAAUAUUCUACUGCAGCAGUAAUCUGAUUACUGAGGAGCUUGGAGGAGGUCUGUGCUCUCCACUGGACAAGUAAUCUGAUUACUGAGGAGCCUGCAGUUUCUGGUGAGUCUCUCCCUCAUCUACCUGUGAGUGUGAUUGUGUGUCUGUAUAUGUAGCCCUGUGACAGACUGGUGACCUGUCCAGGGUGUCCCCUGCCUUCACCAGAGUCAGCUGGGAUAGACUCCAGCACCCCCCAUGACCCUAGUGAGGAUAAAGCGGUGGAUAGAGGAUGGAUGGAUGGAUGGAUGGAUGGAUGGAUGGAUGGAUGGAUGGAUGGAUGGAUGACAUUUCAAUUGGUAUUAUGUUCCAAAGUUUGCAGCCUCUGACUGAAAAAGCAGACUGUCCAGAAGCGGCUCUGUGGCGUUGAAUCCUGCAGUUUCCUUCCACUGUAUUUUUUCUGUACAUUGCAAUGAUGCCACGGAUAGUUUUUUAUCCAUUAUUUUCAGAGCCUGGUUUUAGAAUGCAGAGACUGUUCUUACUGCAGAAGGUGAAGCUUGAGCCCACACUGUCAAACAAUAUAUGAAAAAAUCACAGAGUGCAUGAAGAUCUGAGCUGCUGAGUUGGAACAUAGGGUCUAAUUAAUGUGAAACACUUCAGAUUACUCUUUACAGUCUUUGUGAUUUUCUUAAUAUUGUGGAUCUAAAAUUACUCCUCGGUAUUUAAUCUCAUUCACCUCUGUAUUCCUGUAUUCUUUAUUUUAACAUGUAAACUUGCUCAUCCCGGUGUUUCACGUUGUGACGUUUCCUUCUGGACUCCGGCGGGUCCCGCCCCGCAUCGGCACCGUUCUACCGGAGCCGUUCUACCGGAGCCGUUCUACCGCCCCGCUGCUCUGACCGGACACAGGCGAUGGACGGAGCAGCCAAUCGCAGCGCAGAACAGUGUCUCCAUGGUGACGGCGGAUAGUUUGGGGAGGAGGGGGGGAGGGGCGGCCUCGCUGUGAAAUGAAAAAAACAACAGGUAUGGCAGGAACGUCCAGACACGACCAUGAGAUGGCGCUGAAGGCGAAGCAUCAGCUGUCUGCGUGUUCUGACCCGGUAGAGAAGCUCCGCCUCCAGUGUCUGACACGGGGCUCUUCAGGGAUCAAAGGCUUGAGCAGAACCUUCAGGAUCAUGGAUGACAACAGCAGCCGCUCUCUGGACCUAAAGGAGUUCCUGAAGGGUCUCAGUGACUUCGGGCUGCUGCUGGAGAAGGAGGAGGCCAUGCAGAUGUUCCAAAAGUUGGACCGUGACGGCAGCGGAGCCAUCGACCUGGACGAGUUCCUGGUGGCUCUUAGGCCGCCCAUGUCCAAGGCCAGGAAGCAGGUGGUUCUGGAGGCCUUUAGGAAGCUGGACCGGACGGGGGACGGGGUGAUCACGGUGGAGGACCUGCAGGGGGUCUACAAUGCCAAGCACCACCCCAGAUACCAGAACGGGGAGUGGACGGAGGAGCAGGUGUUCAGGACCUUCCUGGACAACUUCGACUCGCCAUACGACAAAGACGGGAAGGUGACCAAAGAGGAGUUCAUGAACUACUACUGUGGCGUCAGCGCCUCCAUCGACAGCGACGUCUACUUCAUCCUGAUGAUGAAGAAUGCCUGGAAGCUCUGAGAAGAACCGGCACCAGCUGUUCCCUCUUUAUUUCAUUCCUUCCAGUGAAGUAGAAACCAUCAGCACUGGAGGACGUUUCAAAUCCCAAAAUCCACGUAUUACCCUAAAACCUGCAGCAGUAGUGAGAGCAAAUCUAUAAAAACUAGGAGAAAAGAAUGUUUUAAUAUUUUAAACCCCAAAUAAGUCUGGAGUUCCCCUACAGUCCCGUUUUUCUCUGGUCCACCUGAUGGAUCGCUAAUAAAACAGAAUCUAAUUUGAA